AUGGAAGUGACCGCCCCGCACGAGUUGCCGUUUGCCUUUUGGCCAGGGAAUAAUGAGCUGGAGAAUGAGUUGGAAAACCGUGAGGGUGAGUUGAAGAUCGAACGGAUCGACACGUGCGUGGAGGAAAAUGGUACUCAGCAUCAUACGGACAAGUUUGAAAUGAUGGGCACGCCUCGGGGUAACGGAAUGCCGUCGCAGUUGGUGGUUCGCCGUGGGCAGGAGUUCCUGCUGAAAUUUCACUGCAACCGACCGAUCAAUCCCGAGGUGGACGCCGUUUCGCUGGUCCUUGCGGUCGAUAGUAUACGAGGGGAAUAUAUCUGCCAUGGUCAUGGUACGGUGGUUUUCAUGACGCUCCAGAGUGAUGACGGCGUGACGGAAGAAGAUCAGGACAUGGACUGGACCGCCACCCUACAGGCAUCCCAAACGUUAGAGAACGGGUUGACGGAAAUUACCGUUGCGAUAAAAACGUCACCGAAUGCAUCGGUAUCGAGGUGGCAUAUGAUCGUUAAUGUUAAAUCUAAAGGAUUCGAUGAAGUUCGCUAUUCGCUUGGUCAGACUUUCUAUUUACUGUUUAAUCCAUGGUGUCCCGAGGAUCCUGUCUUUCUGGAUGAUGAAAAUCAACGCCAGGAGUAUGUUCUAGAGGACAUGACCAUGAUAUGGAAGGGAAGUGCCAGAAACUUCAAUUCUUACAAGUGGAAACUUGGACAGUACGAAGAAAACGUCCUGGACUGCAGUCUUUGGUUGCUUGGAGAUGUUGCCCGAGUUUCUGCUACCUACCGAGGCAAUCCGGUUAAAGUAUGCCGGGCACUUUCGGGAGUUGUCAAUAGUAACGAUAACUAUGGCGUCUUACUUGGUAACUGGAGUGGUGAUUACAGGGGUGGCACAGCUCCAAGUGCCUGGACGGGGUCUGUGAAGAUCCUACAAAAAUUUUACCAACAAAAAGAACUCGACCCGGUUGACAGAAACCCUAUACUGUAUGGGCAGUGCUUCGCGUUUGCCGGAGUGUUGGGGACGCUCUGCCGGGCCCUAGGAAUACCGUGCCGUAUCGUAACGAAUUUCACUUCCGCACACGACACUGAGGGUUCUAUGACUAUCGACAAGUACGUAGAUGAGGAGGGAAACAAUAAGAAAGAGUUUUCCGGAGACAGUGUGUGGAACUUUCACGUGUGGAAUGAGGUUUGGCUGAAGCGCCACGAUCUCGAUUCGGAGAUGUACGAUGGGUGGCAGGUGAUUGACGGGACACCACAGGAGUCAUCGGAUGGAAUUUACAAGCUCGGUCCGGCUCCAGUCCUGGCCAUUAAGAAUGGACGAGUGAACAUGCUGUACGAUUGUGACUUUGUGUUUUCGGAAGUGAACGCAGACAGCGUGGUUUGGCGUUACCGCGGACCGGGCAAAUCCCUCGAGCUAGUUAGAAUGAAUACAACCGAAAUUGGUCGCUUCAUCAGCACCAAAGCAGUCGGCGUUGACGAAAGGGAGGACAUUACGAAAAAUUACAAAUGCGGCGAGCAGUCGACUGAGGAAAAGCAAACCAUGCUGCGUGCACUGAAACUCGGAAAAAGCUGUCUCACUAAGCACUAUCUUAAACUGGCAAGAGGAAAAGAUCAAUCAAAUGCUAAGAACGAUGAUGUUAAGUUUGAGCUCCAGUUGAACGAUUAUGCCCGGUUCGGGGAGUCUUUCACUGUUCUCUUACUGAUCAGGAACAUUUCCGAUGAUCAGGUGCACUCCAUCAAGGGAAGGAUCAAUCUCGAUCACAUCGUUUAUACCGGCAAGCAUAUAAAAAGCAUCGCUAGCCACCCAUUUUCGAUUACCAUCGAACCAAACGGUGAGGAAGUGAUCCAAGUGCCGAUUGUCUUUGACGACUACUACGAACCGGGGAUGGACGAGGCCAUCUUCAAGGUGUCUAGCUUCGCGGCAGUCGAGGGCACCGACCAUGGCUACUAUUCACAGAAGGAUUACAGCCUGCGAAAGCCAACCGUUCAUCUGCAGUUGGCUAGCGAUCCCAUCCUGCGAUCGUCGCUGAAGAUUACAGCCGCAUUCCGAAAUCCACUGCCGGUUCCCAUCACCGACGGGCUGUUCCACAUCGAGUGUUCUGGGCUUUGUAAAUCUUUGUCCAUUCCUGCUGAUCCUAUCGACGCCAGAGGUAAUUGUGAAGUGGUGUUUAUGAUAAUACCUUCGGCCGAGGGCACUACCCAGAUUACGGCUAAAUUCAUCUCGCAAGAGUUGAGUGACGUUGUAGGAUCGCUGACCUUCGAAGUGUCACUACCCAACGAAAAUAAUUCAUUAAACGAAGUUCUCUACUUCUCCUAA
Molecule: messenger RNA, 2307 nt
Organism: Anopheles coustani
Lineage: Eukaryota; Metazoa; Arthropoda; Insecta; Diptera; Culicidae
Product: annulin-like
Exons: 4
Coding region: 1-2307 (768 amino acids)
Biological process (GO): peptide cross-linking
Molecular function (GO): protein-glutamine gamma-glutamyltransferase activity
Source: RefSeq, a predicted model, not a curated record